Closterium sp. NIES-65 is the source of this 714-nucleotide messenger RNA. Lineage: Eukaryota; Viridiplantae; Streptophyta; Zygnematophyceae; Desmidiales; Closteriaceae. The record is from the annotation of a GenBank genome assembly.
AUGUCGCAGCUCGCCUUCUCCUCCUCGCGGCCCUCGCUCUCCCUGCUGUCACGGCCUGCUCCGUUUCCAGCGCCAACCGCGCGGCACUGCCUCCUCGCCGAGAUCAUGGCCCGGCGCGUCACCGCCUUUAACGUAAAUAUGAUUCUUCCUCCCCCUGUGCCGGCAGUGAAGGCGCUGGUGCAGCUGAAGGAGGCGUGGGGCAUGUGGGCGGGCAACAGCAACGCCACCACAGCGUGCUCUGCAUGGACUGGCAUCACCUGCAGCCCCAACGGACUCGUCACCGCCCUGGAUUCAAAGCUAUUCCCUGAAUUGGAUCCUCCCCUCAGUGGCGCCAUACCCGCCUCCAUCUCUAGUCUCGCCGCUCUGCAAUACCUCGAUCUGACCUACAUUGAUUUGGUGGGGCCCAUUCCAUCCCUCGCCACUCUCACCAGCCUCACCCACCUAACGAUUGGGUUGGAUGGGAGCAAGCUGACUGGCACUCUGGACGGACUGGCUUGGCUCUCCUCCCUCACCAACCUGCAAACUCUCCAUGCAUUUCGCAUCACUCCAGCAACCCAUGCAGAAGUCCCAUGCUCCUAUUGUACAACAACCGUGGCCUCUCGCAUGCCGUACUGCCCUCCCACCACCAGGGGUCUAGAGUACUUGGCUGCAUUCACGGGGGACUUGUCCUCUCUGCACAUUCUUUCUCACCUGAAAGACCUUCAAACUCUGUAA